CGGCGGCGGCCAUCCCUGCCGCAAUUUCCCUGUGUCACCGCUCCCGUCUCCUAGCAACGGCGCCCGGGUCCGGCCGGCAGCCGCGCCAGCCGCGCACCGCCCGCAGCGGCGGCGGCACAAGGCAGCGGCUCCGCCGGGCCGGCGGCGGCCCCGCGGCGGGAAGGAUGCGGCAUGGCAAGGGGACGGCGCUCCCGAGGAGCUCCCUGAGGCGGCCGGCGGCGGCGGGGCCGAGGGGGCGCUCGGCGCUCGGCCCAGCCCCGCCGCCCGCCCGCCCGGGGCCGUAAGGGGCGGCGGGGCGGAGAGGCGGCGGCGGCGGCGGCGGCGGGGCGGGCGGCGAUGCCCGCUCGGGCCGGAAAGUUUCUUCCCCGCGGCGGCUCGGCCGCUUCCCGCGCGGACUUCUCCCCCGGUCCUCCUCGGAGCUGGAGCGGCCAUAGGGGGCAGUGCUCUGGGUAGCUAGCCAUGAUCGCCACUGGAGGCCUCCUGAGGAUCUCGGCUAGGAAACAGGACCCCUUGCGACCCCAAAGCCAAGUCCCCAAACGCAAACGCAAGACCAAAAAGAAGCGCAAGAACGACGUGGUGGUGGUGAAAGGCAAGCUCAAGCUGUGCUCUCUCUCGGGGCUCAUUGCCCUCUGUGGCAUCCUGGUACUGCUGGUGGGCAUUGCCUUGGCCGUGGUGGGCUACUGGCCAAAGCCCAACCAGGUGUACAGAGAAGGCAGCUUCAGUGGGGGCCGACAGCUGGCACCACAGGGUGGCACCCCCAAGAACCGCUCCCGGACCCAGGAAGGGGCACAUGCAGGGAUCCAUCCAGAGUCAUCCCCCAGAGCCAACACCUCCACCACUGCUACCACCCAGGGAUCCCCACAGUCUCCCCCCACUUCCUCGUCCCCCCAGGCCUCAGUGGGCUUCCUUUUCCGUCUUUUCUCGAGCUACUUGCAUUCAGACAAGCUGAAGGUGCUGGGCCCCCUCAUCAUGGGUAUCGGCAUCUUCCUCUUCAUCUGCGCCAAUGCGGUAUUGCACGAGAACCGUGACAAGAAGACCAAGAUCAUCAACCUGCGGGACCUCUACUCCACCGUCAUCGAUGCCCACAGCCUGCGGGCCAAAGAUGGCAGCACUCCGGCCUCAGCCCCUCUCAACGGCUUUGUCAACUAUGUGCAGUCCCGGGGCCUGGACCUAAAGCCUGGUGGUGAAGGCUUGGGUGCUGCGGCCAUGCUGGCCAGGAGCUCCUGGCCACCAGGACUGGGAGUGUCCCUUUCUCCACCAGACCUGGCGUCCUCGCCACGGCGUUCCUCUUUCUGCACCCCACCGCAGCCGCCCAGCCUGGCCGAGGCUGUGUACAGCAUCUACCGGGAACAUGCCGCCCUUGCUGGCCGCACCGUCACCAGCCCACCCUGCAGCCCACCAGAGAGCUGGGGCCGGCGCAGCACAGCCAGCUCCAUUGUCGGCUCUUCGCUCAGCACUUUCACCCUCCUGCCCUUGGCGCCAAGCAGUGGAGGGGGAGCCUGGCGGAGACCCCCUGGUGAGCGGGGAGCCCGGGAGAUCCCACGGGGGGAGUUUGAACUCAGCCUGACCGACCUCAGCAGCAACCGCAUCGAGGGAGUCUAUGGGACGAGGAGGCACAAGCUGGUUCUCAGGCGGCAGAGCACCAGCUGUUUGCCCGAUGCCAGGUGUCCCCUUUUCCCUGAGCCACCUCGGUCACCAACUGUCAGCGGGGGCCUGGACUCCAGCCUCUUGGUAAAGGCAUCUUCUAGUUACUCCAAAUCUCUGGACCUUGGGGGGUCACCACCCUCUACCCCCCCUGCCAUCACCAAGAUGGACUCCCAGAGUUCCCAGUCUGAGCCUUCCAGCAGCAAUAAGGGCUACAGCCACCUGGAGGAGGCAGGCACCUCCUUGGAGUCAGUUGCCAACACCCCAGCCAGUAAAAUCCAGGACUGUGAGGAGGAACCACCCGAGAAGACGGACCCUCUCAAGGCUACCAGCAGAGAACAAACAGGGGAGCAAUCCCAGCAAACUCAAAGACAGUACACAAAUAAAGAGAAACUCUUUAUGAUUUCUAGGUCGCAUGCUGCAUUAGGGCUGGAGGAUGGGGAACUGGAGAGUACUGGCAUCUAAACAAGACCGAGAAGGCACGAGGACACCUUGCAACCCUCCACACCUUCCCCCCCUUCUCCAUCUCCUUGUGGACUUAGGAAACCGAUCAAUAUCCAAAGAGCUGCAGUAUGUUACCCUUGAAAAUUGAAUUCCGUAAAUCCUGUAGAUGAAUUCAGGAAGAAAAAGAAAAUCCUUUCUGUCCGAUUGUGAUUGUAUGUUCCAUGCAAGCCAAAUUGUAUUAAAUAUCCACAGUCCAGUAAGUUCUUUGGAUCAGAUUAAUACAAUUUCGGACAGUAUAACUGUGCACUUUACUGUUUUGAUUUCCAAGUGCCCCUUCUUCUCCUCUGAUUUCUUUCUUGCUGAUUUGCCACUAACUGCUUGAGAACUGCAGGCACCUUUUUAAGCUCAAGAGCAACGUGGUCUUCAGAUCAAGAAAGCCGAGCUCUCUCUUUGUUUUGGUUCAAUCACUAAAAAGUUUGCAAGGCCUUAAGGAUGACGUACCUUGACAAAGAAUGAGUUUGUUUAAAUUCUGGAAAAAAAAAAAAAAAGACAAUUUAGAAGAGACUGGAGUGAGACAGAGCUCUGAUGAUUUAGUUAAAACCAUUACAUUCCUGAAUCCAAAAUACCUACUACUACGUGAUACUUUAUUGAGUAUUAUUACACAUGUAUUGACUAAUAGCAUUAAAAGAUUUUUUUUUUUUAAAUAAAACAUUUGCAAACAAAACUGCCACACAAAAAAAAGUCCUUUAUUUUGGUAAGUAAUUACAGAUAUCAGAAACCUUUCAUUUUAUACUGUGAAAGAUUAUAGAGAAGCCGUGAGGCCAAAGGUUUGCUUAUGCUUUUAAGUGGGUAAUUAAUCGUUUAGGAGUAAUUUCAAAAUAAAUACUGGUUCAGUCUCUGAGAAACCACACUUUAAUUCAAUCAGCAGAUUCUGUCUUCUUUUCUAACAGUGCUCUGUGACAGCUGAAGAAAUGUGAGAUUUUGACAUGCUAAGGAAAAAAAUAUUUUAAAGGUUUGACCUUCUAUUAAAAUUAGAUUUUUUGUGAGUAACACAUUAAUCUCAAACUGCAGCAUAUUCUUUCUGGAUUUUUCACUUUCUUUAUAACCGUUUGCAUUAAGCCUUUCUGCUGGUACGCUUCCUAUGCGUGAAUGCAUGUACGUAAGCUUAAUUUUAAAGCAUAAUGAUAGCCCUGUCAAUCUCAUAGCAAUUGGCCCUAUUGAAGUCAGUGAAGGUUUCUUACUGACUUUGGUGUGGUAAGGAUUUCUUGCUGUCUGAGAAAAGCAUCAGGUUUCCUGAAGGCUGGAGAAUGCCUUGUCUGUAAGCACGUUUUUGGUAAAUUGAUGAGCUGUUUCAUUUUCGUAGCUGCAGCACGGCAGGCACUCUUUCAUUUUGCCAAAACAGUUUUAUAUGCUCAGAAGAUUGUGUCAAUACUGUGGAUUUUAAAUACGGAUGUAGCAUUUCACUACUACAGGAAGAGAAAUCGACACUAAACAAAUACAAUAUGUAGGCAAGAGUGUUUCCAUUACGAUUAAUUUUUUCUUGUGAUUUCAUGUUUUAAAAUGCUUAGUUACAUAUUUAACUACUUACAUUACAAUACCUUGCAAAAUGGAAUAUAACGAUCACUAAAUGCAAGUGCAUUUAGUAAUCCAGCAAAAUCCUGUAUUAAAUAAAGCCAAUUUAAAAGAAAAGAAGAAAAAAGAAGAACAUUUGCCAUGUCAGAGUCCUGAAGCUGGAGAAGCAGAAAGUGCUCGUUCUCUAGAGCAACGGAGGCAUCCAGGUGGCAAUAUCUUUCCUCCUGUCACUGGCAAACAGUAAAUUGACAACACGAACAACAGCAUGGCAUUUUUUGCUAUCAAACUGCUAGCACACAGCUGGCCAGAGUAUGUUGUAAAUCUGCCUGGACUGGCAUGGGGUCAAUUAGGUGCCACAUCAAGUGGCAAGUGGGCCAGUGUUUGCACAGGACUUUCAGUUCCCCGUGGGUGAUGGUUCUGGGCUUCUGCUCCUUCUCCUGUGACUUCCAGCAAGAUUUAUGAGAUGCAUCUGAGCAGCGUUACCUGGUGUUGAUGGAGAUGCUAGUUAUUGACCCAGCCGAAGACACCCUGUUUGUUAUCUUCCACACGAAAGCCCUUCAUGGAGUUGCAAGGGAAGAGGCGAGUGACGGGUGCUACUUACUGGGGCAUGGGGUCCUCGUGAAGAUGUGGCAGGGGUUUGUUUUAUUCUGAGAGGGGGAAACAAAUGCUUUUUAAAAUAUUCUUAGUAAAUAUUUCUUUAGUCAUCCAAAUCUACAGUGUGCUCUGAAAAAAACCCUCAACUUUAAAAAAGCCUCUGGGUACCCCUUAGAUUGAUUUAAAAUAAAGCAGACCAGUAAUUCCUCUGAUGAUUAAUUUACUGCAAAGCUUUCUGAAUAGCAAAAUUACAACAGAGUUUGGGUUUAUUAAGUAAAAUUAUAGCUUGUUCCUGUGUUGCCAAAAAAGGUGUGAAACAUGCACUUUCAUCAGUCAAGCUGGAUUUUAUAUAACAGCAGCCAGAAGUGAUUUGUAACAUAUAGAUUAAUAAGCAGAGAAAGCUGCUUCUCUCCGUUUGCAAGUUAUCCAAAAAUCUCUCAUUAUUUUUGCAAAUUUAUUAAUUAAAACUAUUUGUUCAGCCACUUAGGUGGUGGUGGAGUUGGAGCCAGAAACUUUUGUUUAAAAUUCAAGAUGGGCAAGUUAGUUUAAGAGGCCGAUGUUGGAAAAACGGCUGAGAAAUUCACCCCCUGUGCCCCAGCCAUGACUGUUGUCAGUACCAUUAGCCUUGGAGAGAAAUGCCGUAGCUGGGAAGGAGCUGAACCUUUCCUGGUGGUACCAGCAGGUGAUGGGAGUGCUGAAGUUUGUGCGUUGACCUCUUCUUGAGUCUCUUCCAGCUGGCCCUGACCGCUUCUCAGGACAGCCAGGCUGCCUCUUGGCCAUCGUUUGCUCAUCCUGUCACUUGCUUAUGUGUUUUUCUCCCAUCUAGUUUCUUGCUUUUAACCUUCAUCUCCAGUGUCCUGCCACCAAGUGCUUCCUCCACGGUCUUUGUUAAGAGCCAAGAAGCUGCCUCUGCUCACCAGUAUCUGCCUGCCUGCGUGUUGUGGAAAGAGAUGUGCUCCCACACAAAAUGUUUAUUACGAAGGAAUUGUUAGUCUCCUUAUUUAAAAAGUGGUAUUCCUGAAGAUAUGUUAAGCUACAAUACCUAGGCAUAAAUCUUUGCUAUGGAAAAAUCAGAUUUUGGUCCAGAAAUGCAUGCUUUGUUUUGGGUUUUUUUUUUAGCAUAGAGAAGUGCUAUGAUAUUUAUAUAAAAUUUCCAGAGGAAAAGUUAAUUUCUGCCUGAACCCUCAGAAUAUUCCCAUCACUGGAUAGAAGGCUGCGUCCGUUUGUUAUGAGCAUAGAUGCUGCUUGGACCGG
Chroicocephalus ridibundus (black-headed gull) is the source of this 5508-nucleotide messenger RNA. It is a transcript of the gene TMEM200C, whose product is annotated as transmembrane protein 200C. The transcript has 2 exons. The coding region runs from base 460 to 2109 and encodes 549 amino acids. The record is from RefSeq and is a predicted model, not a curated record. NCBI's taxonomy places the organism in Eukaryota, Metazoa, Chordata, Aves, Charadriiformes, Laridae.